This is a messenger RNA of Melospiza georgiana, 4677 nucleotides long. RefSeq names its product kelch like family member 15 (gene KLHL15). Gene Ontology annotation, molecular function: protein binding. The transcript is spliced from 5 exons. The record is from RefSeq and is a predicted model, not a curated record. Gene Ontology annotation, biological process: nuclear protein quality control by the ubiquitin-proteasome system; protein ubiquitination. Lineage: Eukaryota; Metazoa; Chordata; Aves; Passeriformes; Passerellidae. Gene Ontology annotation, cellular component: Cul3-RING ubiquitin ligase complex; nucleus. Bases 337 to 2151 code for a protein of 604 amino acids.
GGGACGGACGGCCCGGACACCCCGCCAGGAGCGCCAGGAGCCGGCACAGGCCGCGGCGGUGAACAGCGCCGUGGCUGCGGGAAGGGGACGGGCCCGGUGAAAGGCACACCGACCGCAGGAGGCUUAGGGGGCCGGGCUCAGGACUGGGCGACAGAUAUUAUUGUUAGGGAAAGCAUGUGGAUGUGAGAGCUGCCCCAGCAUAAGAACAACCUGAAUGUUUUGUAUGAAACAGGUUUGAGGUCCUCUUCUGUGACAGUGUGUAGGAGAGACCUGAAGAUCAUCUCACACCUCAGCUUGACACAAACUGCAGACAGCAAAAUGACAGUCAGGUGAUUCAUGGCAGGGGACGUGGAAGGGUUUAGCUCCUCCAUCCAUGACACCAGUGUCUCUGCAGGAUUCAGAGCACUGUAUGAGGAGGGAUUGCUUCUUGAUGUCACACUUGUCAUUGAAGACCACCAAUUUCAGGCCCAUAAAGCACUGCUUGCCACCCAGAGUGAUUACUUCAGGAUUAUGUUCACAGCAGACAUGCGAGAACGAGAUCAGGACAAAAUCCAUUUGAAAGGUCUGACAGCUACAGGCUUCAGUCAUGUCCUCCAAUUCAUGUACUAUGGAACUAUUGAACUGAGUAUGAACACUGUUCAUGAAAUCCUUCAGGCUGCCAUGUAUGUCCAGCUUAUAGAGGUGGUAAAGUUUUGCUGCUCUUUUCUCUUAGCUAAAAUCUGCUUAGAAAACUGUGCAGAAAUUAUGAGACUUCUGGAUGAUUUUGGUGUAAACAUCGAAGGAGUCAGGGAAAAACUGGAUUCCUUUCUGCUAGAGAAUUUUGUGCCACUCAUGUCCAGACCUGACUUUCUUUCAUACCUGAGCUUUGAGAAGCUCAUGUCUUACUUGGACAAUGACCAUCUGAGCAGGUUCCCAGAGAUAGAGCUGUAUGAAGCUGUGCAGGCCUGGCUGCGCCAUGAUAGAAGACGCUGGAGACAUACGGACACCAUCAUUCAGAACAUCAGGUUUUGUUUGAUGACACCAUCCAGUGUUUUUGAGAAGGUAAAAACAUCAGAGUUUUACCGAUACUCCCGGCAGCUGCGACAUGAGGUUGACCAAGCCAUGAAUUACUUUCAUAGCGUUCACCAGCAGCCUUUGAUGGAAAUGAAAUCGAACAAAAUUCGUUCUGCCAAACCCCAGACUGCAGUAUUUAGAGGAAUGAUAGGACACAGUAUGGUAAACAGUAAAAUCCUUCUCUUGCACAAACCGAGGGUCUGGUGGGAACUAGAGGGUCCUCAAGUACCUUUGCGACCAGACUGCCUUGCCAUUGUCAAUAACUUCGUGUUCUUAUUAGGUGGGGAAGAACUGGGGCCAGAUGGCGAGUUCCAUGCUUCAUCCAAAGUGUUCAGGUACGACCCAAGGCAGAACACUUGGUUACGGAUGGCAGACAUGUCUGUGCCACGCUCCGAGUUCGCUGUCGGGGUCAUUGGCAGGUACGUGUAUGCAGUGGCUGGCAGAACCAGGGAUGAAACCUUUUACUCCACUGAGCGCUAUGACAUCACCGAAGAUAAAUGGGAGUUUGUGGAUCCCUACCCAGUCAAUAAGUACGGACAUGAAGGGACUGUGCUUGGAAACAAGUUGUAUAUCACUGGUGGAAUUACAUCCUCUUCAACUUCUAAGCAAGUGUGUGUGUUUGAUCCCAGUAAAGAAGGGACGGUAGAGCAGCGAACACGGAGAACUCAAGUGGUCACUAACUGUUGGGAAAACAAAUGCAAAAUGAAUUAUGCCAGAUGCUUUCACAAAAUGAUUUCUUAUAAUGGUAAGCUCUAUGUCUUUGGUGGUGUUUGUGUGAUCCUGAGAGCUUCCUUUGAAUCUCAGGGAUGUCCUUCUACAGAGGUUUAUGACCCUGAUACCGAUCAGUGGACUAUACUGGCUUCUAUGCCAAUAGGCAGGAGUGGUCACGGUGUGGCUGUUCUGGACAAGCAGAUAAUGGUUCUUGGAGGCCUUUGUUACAAUGGUCAUUACAGUGAUUCAAUUCUCACUUUUGAUCCAGAGGAAAACAAGUGGAAAGAAGAUGAAUAUCCAAGGAUGCCGUGCAAGCUGGAUGGCUUACAGGUCUGCAGCCUGCACUUCCCUGAGUAUGUUUUGGAGCAUGUCAGACGUUGCAGCUAAAACAGAAUGAACAACCCAGUCAAAUACAAAAGAGCUAUACUAAUUUGUUGAAAAAAAUUACAAACCAGUUGAAUUCCUGCAGAGACAUUUCCUUGUGUAUAAGAACAAUGGCCAAAUGCUCAAGAGAAACAGGAUGUACAGGCAGUGUACUUACCAAGUUAAUUAGAAAAGGUGAUAGUUGGUCUGACCUUGUGAAAGCUUUGUUGUUUGUUUUUUUUUAAAUAAAUGUAAUUGUAAGUAUGAGAAAAAAAUAUAUUUUUGAGUCUGCUUUUUUUUGGUAACAUUUUAUGUCCACAAUGUGUUCUGUUUUUUUUAAUGGCCAUUAUACCACUAUGCUUUUGAAGUAAGUUGAGUUUGACAAAAAUAUUUGUGAAAGGAAGAGAAGGAGGAUGAUAUUUUCAUUUUUUUAUUGAGCAUCAAAAUACAGUUCAUCACCUGUACUUGGGUACAACCAGGUAUAAAGUAACAAGCCAACCAUUUCUGUAUUUUAUGUUGUCUUUUAGAUGCUUUUCCUAUUAACUGCAAAGUACUCUCAAAUUUACUAGGUGUUUUUGUUUUUCCUUAUUUACUUUGGAAAAGAAUUUUGACCCUUUUGCAUGACCCUUUUCCUGAUUUUGUAUAGCUGUACCAGUAAGUCUGCCAAAAUGCAAAUUACACAUUUUCUACUAAAUUUAAAACAAAGCAUUUUUAUAUUCAAAACUCUAUUUCUAUGCUGCCUUCUAUUGUCUGUGUUGUUUGUUGGUGAGUAAAAAAAUGUAUACACACAUGUGCAUACACUGUAAAAACUGUAUAUAAAUGCAUCUUUUUAUGUGCAGUUACAAUAUUAUAUUUUAACUAGUGCACACAUUCAGCCAUAUCUGUUGAAUUUAGGGUAUUCUUUCAUGAGCUAAAUAGUUCAAAGUUCCUAAGUGAAACUGGAAGCCUCAUUUGGUAUCAAAGUAUCUUUAGUAUAUACUGAUUGAUCCAGUAACCUUAAACUCUUUAUAUUGUUGCUACAUAAUGAACUGUUGGUUAUUUGUUAUUUUAUAAAUUAUUUUUUAAAAGUAAACUCAUUUUACCUGAGUUUCUUUUUGGUUUCAAUGUGCUGCCCAGUUUUCUUUUUUUGUUGAAAUUGAAAACGUCAAUAAGCAAACGCUCAGCACUGCUGUAACCCACAGUUAUUUCUGGAACUGGAUACUGGAUAUGCUACAGUUUAUUGUCAAUACUUUAUUAUACUCACACUUCAAUAUGAGUGCUCAUAUUGAAGUGAUAAAAUCUUUUUAUUAUUAUUAUUUAACUAUUAAGUGUUAAGAACUACUGUGUUUGGAAAAUGUGGAGUUAGGUGAUUGGUUUGUUAAUGUAAUUUCUGCUUCUUUUAUAAAAACCUCCACAACUAUGGCUACUGACCUUGGAGUGCCUGAGUAGAGAUGGCUGGUCCAAGAGGGCUUUGACUAUUCCAUUGUGCUAACUUGCAGGUAUAAAUGACAGUAGAUUGAUAAAAAUUAUCUGCCAGGACAUAAAUAAUAACAGUAUAGUCCAAAUAACAUUUGGACUAUCUUUGUGGAUGUAAAUUAGCCACUUUUAGAACCCACAGGAGAGAUCUGGUGAAGCUGAAGGCUCACAUGUAGUUCAGGUGCUGAAACAUGAGCUGCAUAUUUUGUAAAAUCUUAUGCUGCUGUGUUUCAUUUUAAGCAAUAGACUUUACUUUAUAUGCAGCAAUGCAAAACCACUUUAUUCAGCAUCUUCCAGUCAGAAUUCACUGUAGAAAAGGAAUGUACAGUACUCAGGGAGUUCAAAAGAAUGCACUUACAAAGGGACCAAAAUCACCCUAUAUUUUCUAUAUAAAAAUAACAUCUGCUUGUGUAAAUGAAAUUUCAAAUAAUAGAAGUUAAAACAAUGUGUAAAACUUCUCCUGUUGUGUUCCUGUAUCUUUGUAGGAAUUAUGUUUUGGGUUGAAAUGUGAGUAUUUGGAGCUAUAUGGCAAGUCAGCAGAUUUUUUUAGGGUUUGUUUAUUGUUAGAAAUGAUUUAUUAAUCGAGUAUAUUCAUAUAUUUUGAAGGAAGGAGGUAAUGUUUGCCAUCGUAGCUGUAGUGAUAAGUUAUUUACAACAGAAGGGACUGGACCAAAUAUUGAUAUUCAGCCUUCUGAUGCAGACUAGUUUGCAGCUAAAUUUUUCUUUUUUAAUAAGAAUUCAGUUUACUGAAUUAGAAAUCUAAUUUACUUUCUUGAUAGACUAACUUAAAAAAAAUGUGGCUUACACUAAAACCUCAGUUUCACUGUGAGAGGUGUACAUCACCCUACAUGGGGAGAGAUAAACUGACUCUGGUAGGAGCUGCCUGUGUGCUGACUGUACAUAAUUCAUGGAAUAUUGGGACACGAGAAAAAAACACAGGUUGAGAGAUUUUUGUUUGUUGGGGUUGGGGUUUUACAGUUGGUUUGUUUUAGUGGUUUUGUUAUUUUUUUUUUUUUUUUUGUCACCAGCUCAUUUCUUAAUGGGGCAGCAAGCUAAUCCUAUGUGAGGCAGCUGUCAAGGGCACGUUACAUAGAG